GCCGAGGGACAAAAUAGUAAAAACGUACCUCGAUUCCCGUCUGAUAUAGUGGCAGUUCACACACAGAGAGAGGAAAAAGAAGAAGAAAAGAAAAGAGAGGAAAGAAACAAAGAAUCAGAAGAAAGAAGAGAAAGGGGAAAGAAGAGAAAUCAAAUACACGACGAUGAUGAUGCAAGAGAUUUGAGAAAGAAGAAGAAGAAGAAGAGGAAGGUGAAUUAGAGAGGAGAGAGAAAGAGAGACUAUUUUUUUUUUUCUUCUAAAAAAAAAAACAAAAAAAAGAGAGAUUUAAAGAUGGUAGGAGGAGAUAGCGUGGGCGCAACGACGUCGUCUAGUUCAGGAGGAGGAUUAGCGGAAGCGCAGUAUGUAUCGGCGAAAACGUCGGUGUGGUGGGACAUAGAGAACUGUCAAGUGCAGAAAGGGAGUGACCCACACAAAAUCGCUCAGAACAUCAGUUCCGCACUCGUCAAUAUGAACUACUGCGGCCCCGUCUCUAUCUCCGCUUACGGCGACACCAACCGCAUCAACUCCGCCGUCCAACAAGCUCUCUCCUCCACCGGCAUCUCCCUCAACCACGUCCCCGCCGGGGUGAAAGAUGCGAGUGACAAGAAGAUAUUAGUGGAUAUGUUGUUUUGGGCAGUGGACAAUCCUGCUCCGGCGAACUAUUUGUUAAUAUCAGGAGAUAGGGAUUUUUCUAAUGCUCUCCAUCAGCUUCGUAUGAGGAGAUAUAAUAUUCUUUUAGCGCAGCCGCAGAAGGCUUCCGCGCCGCUCAUUGCUGCGGCUAAGAGUGUGUGGCUUUGGACUAGUCUCUCUGCCGGUGGCCCCCCGCUUUCCAGUGGCGAAUCGUCUCAGUUUGCUAAUGGUUUUAGUUUCCAUAGUUCGAAUUUUGAUAUGCCUAAGCCUAUGCCUAUGCCUGUGCCUAUGUCUAUGCCUAUGCCUAUGCCUAUGCCUAUGCCUAUGCACUAUUCUGUAUCGGAACCUAGUCAAUAUAGCCAAUAUAGCAGCCAACCGAUGCAAUUCAAUUCGGAUAAUCAAAGGCCUUCUAGUGGAGGUAGUAGUGGAAGUGGUGGAGGAGGAGGAGGAGGAGGAGUGGGGAGGGGGGAGAGUAAGUAUAAAGGGAAAAAUACUCGAAAAAAUGUAAAUCAGAAUCAGACAAAUGUACCGCGAUCCUCAAGUAUGCCGGAGAGUAAAAACAACAAUGACUACCCUUACCAACCGGAACAUAUGCAAAAAAAGCAGUUUAAGAAAGCCCCACAUGAAUUCUUUGGUAGCAUGGAGCCUCCUACUAGUCGGUCUUCCCCCAAUUUGUUUCAUGGCAGUGUUGAUAAUUCAGCUGGGAGUAAUGCUAGUAAUUUCGUAGGAAACCCACAAAAUCAAUAUCCUAAUCCUUUGAGGCCCAACAACCCCCCACAAAUGCAAAAUUCGUUUGGACCCGGACCCGAGAAUGUGCAUCAUUCAAAUGCUCGUGGUCAAGGUUUUCAGUCAAUUCCUCAAAGACCUGAUGGCCCUAGAUAUUACCCUCCUCCACCUGAUAUGGGUCGGUUAAAUAUCUCUGAUUUUCCCAAUUAUGCUCAAAACCCUCCUAAUGAGUAUCGGCCAAGCUCUACAGAAUCUCCAUAUCCUCCAGCUCGUGCAAACGGGCCACAAAAAGGCCAUAACCCGCAUGGUAGCCAAGGAUUUCAUCAUGAUAAUGUGAACAACAGGUAUCCUCCGCGUGGUUCUGAAUAUCCACCACCACCUGUUUCUAGUAAUGGUGGCUGGGGAUCACAAGGUCGUGCACCACCUUCUGAGAAAGUGCAAGGGCUUAUUGGUGUCAUCCUACUUGCCUUAAACACCCUGAAAAACGAAAAAAUUACGCCUACUGAAGCAAACAUAACUGAUUGCAUUCGUUAUGGAGAUCCGAAACACAGAAAUACUGAUGUAAGAAAGGCAUUGGAUAGUGCAAUUGACCAAAAUAUGGUAGUCGUGCAGAAUGUAGGUGCAGUGCAGUUCUAUGUUGGUAAAAAUGAGAGAUUAUGGAAGUGUGUGAACCCUAUAGGUGGUAAUCCUAAUCAGUACCCGAAAGCAUUGGAUAGCAUACAGAAGUUUCUUACUACCUCAGCUGGACGAUCAGCAAUGAUGGCUACUCAAAGCAGAUAUGAAGCAGCUUUGACACUAAGGAAAGCAUGUUUAGAAGGGCUUUCUUUGGGCGAAAUAUUCCAGAUCUUGAAUAUGGUCGUCGCUAGAAAAUGGAUUAAUCCUCAUCACUCAGGAUGGCAGCCGAUUUCCAUUUCUCUUUCAGAGACUAAAACUGAUAUAGGGAUUGAAACUGGUGCUUGACUUUAUCAAGUUCAGUUUUGGUACCAAAAAAAAGUGGCCUUAAGAUGGUUACAGGUGCAAGUUUAUCGUCAUUUAAUUGGAUUUGUUGACUGGAGGAACAUGGGUCACUUUUGAUAUGAACUAUAUUAUCUAAAAAACUAUGGUAGGUGGAACUUCUAGAUUGUGGAUUAAGCAGGUUAGGUUAUUUGAUUUUAUUUUUUUUCCCCUUGUUUGGCUGGAAACUAGCUGGCUUCUACAGAGAGAGAGAGCCUGCUUUUAUUAAGGUAGCCUAUUAGUCUAUUAUAAUUCCCCCACAGUGUGGCUGCUGGAAGCUGCUCUCUGCAUCAUAUUCGUAUCUUUUCAAAGGUUGUUUGGACCUGAACUAUGAGGCUUUUGUCUGAACAAGCCAUCUAUUAGACAUUUGGUUCUUGCCAGAUAUUGCUUAAUUAGAGCUACUGCUCCUUCCUAGGCCUUGUUUUUAAAUGAUAGGGUAUUUUAGGAGAGGCACUAUUGGAAGAGUGGUAAGCUUUCUUUUUAAAAACAUGAAGUCUUGAACGAGUUUCAUAGCCAUUGAUGUAUAAUCAUUUGUAGCAUGGCCGGCAUGAUCAGGUUAUGCUGACUUGUGAUAUAGGGCCCCCGGAGACAAGUUCUAUUGAAGAUGUGUCCUAUGUCUGUACUCUGUUCUGUUGAAGGUUUUGAGAUGGCAACUACAACAAAUGUGGAGUUUAGUGGUUCAGUUAAUGGACUGGAAGAAAGUUAUUGAGAAAAAGAAAGCAACUCCAUAGGCAUCAAAGAAUCUUAUAAGGUAUGCUCUCUUCAGAGUUUCUUUAUGGCUGGAGACUUUUUGUAUUGGUUUUGGAAGUAUGAGACGGAGCAUUGUCUAGCAUACGAGCGUAUGUGAAUAUAUGUUUUCGAUUUCUGGAUCAUGUAGGGUUUGGUCAUAAAUAAAUUUGCUUUGAUUUGGGUGGUACAGCUGGAGCUCUGUCUUCUACUUAGACACUGUUUGUAUCAACCAUCCUGCUGGUAGAAAACAAUACAGUUCUGGGAAGAACACUGGUAGUAGCAAUUUGGAAAUGUUUUUUUGCAUUUCAGUUCCUUUUAAUGUUGUUUUAUACCCAAUAUGUGGUAAUAGGUUGGCUUAAUACCAGUACUGAAAGUAUUUGGGUAUGCUUCAAAUAUGAUUUUAUUGCUGUUUAUUUUCUCUUCA
Molecule: messenger RNA, 3502 nt
Organism: Quercus robur (English oak)
Lineage: Eukaryota; Viridiplantae; Streptophyta; Magnoliopsida; Fagales; Fagaceae
Exons: 3
Coding region: 292-2316 (674 amino acids)
Biological process (GO): regulation of gene expression
Cellular component (GO): peroxisome
Molecular function (GO): RNA nuclease activity
Source: RefSeq, a predicted model, not a curated record